Molecule: messenger RNA, 1065 nt
Organism: Dendrobium catenatum
Lineage: Eukaryota; Viridiplantae; Streptophyta; Magnoliopsida; Asparagales; Orchidaceae
Product: ferredoxin C 2, chloroplastic
Exons: 7
Coding region: 129-677 (182 amino acids)
Molecular function (GO): iron-sulfur cluster binding
Source: RefSeq, a predicted model, not a curated record
UAGAAUUAAUGGGGUAGCCAAAGGCCAAAGACCACAGGCUUCGUCGCGUCGUCAGAGAUUAGGGAGAAGGGCGGGAAGGCGACUUCUAAUGAAGCUCAUCUAAUCUGCCUGAGAGAUACGAAGCAGCGAUGCAAAUGGCGACGGAUCUGAGCAUCUCCAGUAGAUUUGGUUUUUCUUUACUUCGACAUUUCUCCCAUGGGAGUAGGAGACAUAGGUUUGCGGCGAAGACAAAGGCAGAGCUCCAAUCCACCGUUGAGGUUUCCGGCCAUUCUGCGGCACCGGCUCGUACCGCCGCUGUUCAGGUUCACAGAGUCACCGUCAACGACCGGCAGCGGGGGGUUGUACACCAGUUCCUCGUCCCCGAGGACCAAUACAUUCUGCACACGGCCGAGUCACAGGAAAUUUCCCUUCCAUUUGCUUGCAGACAUGGUUGUUGUACUAGCUGUGCUGUUAGAGUGAAAUCGGGAAAGAUUAGACAACCAGAGGCACUUGGGAUUUCUGCAGAACUGAAAUCUAAGGGGUAUGCUUUGCUUUGUGUUGGCUUUCCUUCUUCUGAUAUUGAAGUUGAAACUCAGGAUGAGGAUGAGGUUUACUGGCUCCAGUUUGGUCGGUACUUUGCGAGAGGACCUAUUGAAAGGGAUGACUAUGCACUGGAGCUGGCAAUGGGAGAUGAGUAACGACGAACUAAGCUAUAAACAGCAGGCAAUAGAGAAAAGAUAGAGAGAAUACUUGUUUGUGCUUAUUGUAUAAAAGAGUGUAUAUGAAGAUUAAGGAGAAGGUGCCGUUGUAGCCGGAUGAUGUUUGCAGCAGCUGCAGCGAGGGCUCUGUAUUCAGCAUCAAUGGAAUGAGCCACAAUUGAAUUCUUCCUUAUAGCCCAUGAAAUGAGAGUUCAGCCCUGAAAGGAGCAGUGACCUGUUGUAGAUCGACGAGUUGAGGGGCCACUUGUCCAGUCAAAAUCAGAGUAUGAGCUUAGUUGAAGCGGGCCAUUGGUUAUGGGUAGUCUGUAUAUUACUGAGCCUUUAAGGUAACAAAGUUGGUGUUUGAGAAGCAGAGAGUGUUCUGGUA